Molecule: messenger RNA, 1001 nt
Organism: Momordica charantia (bitter melon)
Lineage: Eukaryota; Viridiplantae; Streptophyta; Magnoliopsida; Cucurbitales; Cucurbitaceae
Product: 21 kDa protein-like
Biological process (GO): negative regulation of catalytic activity
Molecular function (GO): enzyme inhibitor activity
Source: RefSeq, a predicted model, not a curated record
CGCAAACCCUUCUUCUUCUUCUUCUUCUUCCCCUUUCGAUUUCUGCAAAUCCCACAGGCCUUCAAUGGCGAGAUCCGCCUUUCUUCUCGUACUCCUCUCGAUUCUCUCCGUCGCCGCCACAUCCGGCGCCGCCGGCAAUGCCGGAGCCUCCAAUUUCAUCAAAUCCAAGUGCAGCGCCGCUACUUACCCCGAUCUCUGCGUCCAAUCCCUCUCCAAUUUCGCCUCCACCAUCCAGCAAAAUCCUCGCCAAUUAGUCCAAACCGCUCUGUUUGUCAGCCUCUCCCGCGCUCAAUCCGCCCGAUCUCACGUCUGGAAGCUCACCAAGUUCGAGGGAUUGAGGCCGAGGGAGCACGCCGCGCUGAAGGACUGUCUCGAGGAGGUCUCCGACACCGUGGAUCGGCUCAGCAAAUCGGUGGAGGAACUGAAGCGCGUCCAUGGAGCGCACGAGAAGGACUUCCUCUGGCACAUUAGCAACGUGGAGACGUGGGUGAGCGCCGCCAUGACCGACGAGAACACCUGCUCCGAUGGAUUCUCCGGGAAGGCCAUGAAUGGGAGAAUCAAGUCCUCGGUUAGGGCUCGCAUUGUGGAUGUUUCUCGAGUCAUAAGCAAUGCGUUGGCUCUGAUUAGCAAAUACGCUGAAAAUCAAGGUUGAGAUUGAAUUGAGCUUCGGUUGUUCGGGUCACAAUCGGAAGAAAUCUCCAUGGAAUUGGAAUUUGAUGUAUAUUAAGAGAGUGAGUGUUUUUUGAUGUGGCAAAUGCAAACGUAAUCGUAGUAAAGUAAUCAUGGUGCUUUGCUUUCUCUGCUUUUUAGGUAUUUUCUUUUUCUCUGCAACUGUAAUGGCCCCUUCCUUCUUUUGGUUUACUCUAAAAAAAGUUUUACCCAAUUCCUCUGUUUUUACUUUUCUUAGGGAUUGUUUGGCCAAAUUCCCAUGCGAGGAUGAAGAUAAAAAAAAUCUUUAUAGGAUUAGUGAUGGAAAGUAAAUUCCUUAUCUUAUCAUGAAA